GCGUCCAUAAAGAAACUAUAAUCUCAUCAGAUUAUAGUCUACUCUCAUCUACAUCAUCCUCUUUUAUUCAACUAAUUGAGUAACUAGAGGAGUUUUUUUCUUUUUCCUAAUGCAACAGAUGGUCAUGUCGUGCAUAGCAGAUGGUAAACGGUAUGGAACCACUGACCAGUAUUAUAAUGCAGCUUCUACAUCAUAUCAUUCACCUACUUUAUCAAGAUCUUAAAUAGAGGAGGGGGCACAUUUUCUAAAGAUCCCCAUUCUCUACUGUGUUACUCUGAAUUUGUACUUAUUUAACAGUUGUUUGAUUAGAGAUUUAGACAUCCUGAGGUUUUCCAUGUGGUAGGUUUAAAUGGACCUAAUGGUGCGAAUACGACACUUGUAUCAGGCUGCAAAUAGGUUUCAACACAGACAUUCGUGAAUAAAGAUACUCAUCAGAAAUAAAAGAUAUACCUCUCCACCAAAGUUUCAGUAAAUCCUUGUUUUUCUCGGAAAGAGCCACUCUGUCCUGUGGACUGUUGGUUGAUGAAGCCCAGCUGGACUGAGAGGGCCCCGGAGUGACUCUUAAGAAGGGUCAUUGGAUUAGCAUGUGAGCAUCUGCUUUUAGCCGUCUCCAGUCGCAGGCGGACACCUUGAGAGGUGCAUCUCAUGUGCGGGGCUGUGGACGGAGCCGUCUUCAUGGUGCGAUUUCACCAAUUCAUUCUCUAGGAUGAAGAAUGUAAAGAUCUUGCAUUUGCCGCUGCUUUUUGUGUUUGUGCACGCCAGCGUCGCACUAGCGGACUUUGCUCCAUAUUUCUACGACAAUGGGCCCUACAGCCACAACGGGAACCUGGCCCUGUUCAGCCUCUCUGAGGACACGGCUGUUGGUACUCUGAUCUACUGUCUCAAUGGCACCGACCCUGAAGGUCAGGAGGUGAGGUACGGCCUUUCAUUUGAUCCUGGGUCCAAAGAGUACUUCACGGUCGACCCCAUAUCUGGAAACAUCACAUUAGUGGAAAAGCUGGACAGAGAGAAACAAGAUUCUAUUGACGUUCUUGUCAGCAUCACAGAUGGAAAAAGCAAGGUUGUGGAAAGAGUCACAAUAUUUGUAAUGGACGCAAACGAUGAAAAGCCAGAAUUUGAAAACAUGCCUGCAUUCAUUGAUGUGGUGGAAACAACCGAUUCAGGAAGCAGCAUCUACAAAGUCGAGGCAGUGGACAGAGACACGGGCUCAGGGGGCUCAGUCACCUUCUACCUCCAGAAUCCUCAGUCCACCGUCUUUGCCAUUGACAGAUAUAGCGGCGUCCUUCGAAUAAAACCUGGGGAAACGUUGGACUACGAGAAAACGAAGACACACUUUGUCACUGUCAUUGCGAAGGAUGGUGGUGGUAACUUUAAUGGCAAAGAGCAGUUUCUGUCGUCCUCUGCAACCCUUACCAUCAAUGUGAUCGACGCACAGGACACCCCUCCGUCUUUCACCGGGACGCCCUACUUUGGCUACGUCUAUGAAAUCUCAGUGCCAGGGUCUGAAAUAUUUACUGUUGUCGCCAAGGAUGGUGACGUGGGGAACCCAAAUCCAGUCCAUUACUCAUUUGAUGACGGUGAUGAUGGCGUUUUUAGUAUCAAUAAAACCAGUGGUUGUAUCACCCUGACGACCCUCCCCAUUUAUCUGAAGAGGGAAAUCUUUAACAUUAAAGUCCGGGCGUCAGAGGUGAGUCCUGAAGGCACACUCAUGGACUAUGGUGUGACCACGGUGGUGAUCCGUGUGGUGGACCUCAAUAAUAAUCCGCCAACUUUCUACGGAGAGAACGGCCCACAAAACAUGUUUGAGCUGACCAUGUACGAGCAUCCGCCGGAGGGGGAGAUACUCCGGAGCCUGAAAAUCACUGUCAACGACUCUGAUCAGGGUGCCAAUGCUAAAUUCAAUCUGAGGCUGAUAGGACCAGGAAGAAUGCUGCGAGUCGUCCCUCAGACCGUGCUCAACGAGGCCCAGGUCACCAUCUUAGUAGAAGACUCUGCCGCAAUGGACUACGAGAAACACCAUUUUCUAACAUACAAGUUGCUCGCAGUCGAGAUUGACACCCCGGAGAGAUUCAGCGCCACGGCCGACAUUGUGAUUCACCUCCUGGACACCAACGACAACGCUCCCAAGUUCUCCUCAGAUUACUACAUCGCCAGGAUCCCGGAAAACUCACCCGGCGGCUCCAAUGUGGUGUCAGUCACGGCCGCGGACCCAGACUCAGGACCUUGGGGUGAAGUGAAGUAUUCAAUUUAUGGAUCAGGGGCUGACUUGUUCCUGAUCCAGUCUGAAUCUGGGAUCAUCUACACCCAGCCGUGGGCAAGCCUAGAUGCAGAGGUGAGGUCCAAGUAUAACUUCUAUGUGAAGGCGGAAGAUGCAGAAGGGAAGUACAGCUUGGCUGAAGUCUUCGUGACGGUACUGGACCUGAAUGACCAUCCACCCGCUUUCAACGACAACUUCCUCGAGAAGACCAUGGUGAUCGGAGCACCAGUGAAAAUAGAGGCCAUAGACGAUGAUGCCGAAAUACCCAACAACGUGAUCGAGUACGCCAUCAUGAAAGCCGAGCCGGACAACAACAUCUUUGACAUUAACGCCGACACGGGGGAAAUCAUGCUCAAGUCCUACAUCAAGUCAAUGGCCAUCAUUCAGAACAUCACCAAGCAGAGAGACUGCACCUGGUCGCUGGUGGUGCAGGCGCGGGACCGAGGCCAGCCAUCCUUCAGCACUACGGCCGUGGUCAAGAUUGACAUCACUGAAGCUACCCAACUCAAGGGGGGGCCUUUGGGAUCAUUUUUAAUGCAGAAUAAAAACAAGCCCUUGCAAAUCCUAGGCAUGCUUGCUGGUAUCAUUAGCUCCAUGGUCAUAGUCACGGUCAUCAUCUCCACUGCAAUGUUCAUGCGCAACAAAAAGUCCAACCGGAUCCUGCCGAACCGCCGCGUGAGGAGAAGGCAGCGCAAGCAGCCCUGGAACUUCAAGAACCCCUUCAAGAAACCGGAAGCGUCCGGAGAGAAAUUCAAAGUUGAAGAGGAGGAGGCGGCGCAGCCAGAGGUGAUCGUGGAGAACGUCAACUACAACAACAAUGUCAGUAAUGCUGUGAGAUGGCCACCGCCACCCCGUGCCCCUUCUCUGCCCCCUCAACCGCCUCCCUACAUCCCAGGGGAGAGGCAGUGGGCCGUACCCACCGUCUCAGCGACCGUGGCUCCCAGACCUAAAAAGAAGCCAGUGGUAACCAGGCAGGACUCCGUGAACAAAGCUCUGGUUUCAGAGCUCAAGAUGAGACUGGAGCAGAAGAGAAUGCAGAACUAUUAAUAAUAAUAAUGACUCCCUGCUGACAAAGCAAUCUCCACACAGGGUUCAUUUAGUAGCUGCAGGUCCAGCUGGCAUGGAAAUAUCUCUUCAUAUUUCCAUAUUUUCUCGGGGCUAAGGACUUUUCAUCCAUCGCGAAAGGAACAGAAUUUAAUAAAAUGGAUUAUUUUUGUUUUCGUAGCCAAAACUGGGCAUAACCAAAAGCUCCAGAGCCGCCGCUAAAUGGACCCUGAUGGGGGGAUUGUUGUGUAGACUGACAUCACAACGCGAGGUCAAAGGUGAACUCAAUCCUCAUAGUGCUUUGCGUGUGCAUGUAUUUGCAUGUGUGUGUGUGUGAAUGUUUAACUGAAACACUUGACAAAUCACUGUGCAUCAAAAAAAAAAGAAAAAAAAGUUUUGUGUUAUUUUGUAGCAGCAAAAAAAACAACCUUCUGAAUCAUGACACUAGUGGCUUAUGCUUAUUCAACCCAGAUCCCUUGUCGGGAUUGAAGUCGUUGAGACUUCAACAAGCGAGACUGUUUAUUUGGGAUGUGACCAAGCUCCUUACAAGAGAUUUCGUGACACUUGAACUGACUAAAGGGAUCAGGUCGGAGGGGAGGGACCUGAAGGAGUGGCGUUAGGAAGAUCUAUAAUCCUACGGUGCAGGUGUAAAGCGCUGUUUAGAGCGGGCACAAUAUUCACUGGAUUUGUUUACUGUGUGGUGGUUUAUCUGUUAGAGUGGAUGUUUUUUUUUUUUUUGUCAAGAAAUGAACACAUGUAUGGAUUUUAUUAUAAAUAAAAGAACAAUUUCUAAUUUCUACAGUGGUGGAAGAA
Mugil cephalus (flathead mullet) is the source of this 4114-nucleotide messenger RNA. RefSeq names its product cadherin-related family member 1a (gene cdhr1a). The transcript is spliced from 17 exons. Gene Ontology annotation, cellular component: plasma membrane. The record is from RefSeq and is a predicted model, not a curated record. Gene Ontology annotation, molecular function: calcium ion binding. Bases 707 to 3304 code for a protein of 865 amino acids. Lineage: Eukaryota; Metazoa; Chordata; Actinopteri; Mugiliformes; Mugilidae. Gene Ontology annotation, biological process: homophilic cell-cell adhesion.